This is a messenger RNA of Adelges cooleyi (spruce gall adelgid), 3287 nucleotides long. Its product is annotated as RNA cytidine acetyltransferase. The transcript has 19 exons. Gene Ontology annotation, molecular function: ATP binding; 18S rRNA cytidine N-acetyltransferase activity; tRNA binding. Gene Ontology annotation, biological process: rRNA acetylation involved in maturation of SSU-rRNA. The record is from RefSeq and is a predicted model, not a curated record. NCBI's taxonomy places the organism in Eukaryota, Metazoa, Arthropoda, Insecta, Hemiptera, Adelgidae. Gene Ontology annotation, cellular component: nucleolus; 90S preribosome. The coding region runs from base 181 to 3234 and encodes 1017 amino acids.
GCCGCCGAUGUCAAGUAAAUAUUAAAUAAAAACAUUCCGCCUUUUCUUGAACGGUCGAUCGUUGCAUUAUUCGAUGUUUCAACCAUGUGUUUUUUUAAUACAUAGGUUUUAGAAUAUUUUUCUUGAACUUUUUUUUUUUGAAUUUCUCUUGACAGGACAAUUAAAUUAGAAUAUUACAUUAUGGUUCGUAAGAAAAUCGACAAUCGGAUCAGAACUCUGAUCGAAAAUGGUGUGACGGCUGGCCAUCGAACAAUGUUUGUUAUUGUCGGAGACAAAGGCAGAGACCAGGUUGUUAUAUUACAUCAUAUGCUAACAAAAGCAGCUGUCAAAGCACGGCCAAAUGUGUUAUGGUGCUAUAAAAAAGAGUUGGGAUUUAGCAGUCAUCGUAAGAAACGUAUGAAGACUAUUCAACAUAAAGUUAAAGCUGGCAAGUUAAAUGUUAACGAGGAUGACCCGUUUGAGUUGUUUGUUGCUUCAACUAAUAUUCGUUAUUGUUAUUAUUCUGAAACGCAUAAAAUUCUUGGAAACACAUAUGGAAUGUGUGUACUUCAAGAUUUUGAAGCUUUGACACCAAAUCUGUUAGCGCGUACCAUUGAAACAGUUGAAGGUGGUGGUUUAAUAAUAUUUUUAUUAAGAUCAUUAAAGUCUUUAAAACAGCUUUACACACUUACCAUGGAUGUUCAUGAAAGAUUUAGAACAGAAGCUCAUCAAGAUGUUGUUGCUAGAUUUAAUGAAAGGUUCAUGUUAUCUUUAGUAUCAUCUGAAAGGUGUUUGGUAGUAGAUGAUCAAUUAACAGUGUUGCCUAUUUCAUCAAAAGUGCUUGAUUUAGUUCCUACCGAUAAAAUAACUGAGCCAACAAUCAAUGAUCAAGAAUUAACUGCUCUAAAAGAAAAUAUGAAAGAUACACAGCCUGUUGGAUGUUUAGUUAAUUGCUGUAAAACUGUUGAUCAGGCUAAAGCAUUAUUGACUUUUAUUGAAGCAAUCUCCGAAAAAACCCUUAGGUCUACUGUGUCUUUGACAGCGUCACGUGGUAGAGGGAAAUCUGCCGCUCUCGGUAUAGCUGUUGCUUCCGCAGUUGCAUUCGGUUACUCUAAUAUUUUUGUCACAUCACCUUCCCCUGAAAAUUUAAAAACGUUUUUUGAGUUUGUUUUUAAAGGUUUCGAUGCUCUUGGGUAUCAAGAACAUUUGGACUAUGGAAUAGUUAGAUCGACUAAUCCUGAUGACAAUAAAGCAUUGGUUCGUGUAAAUAUAUUUAGAGAUCAUCGUCAAACAAUUCAGUACAUAAUUCCAGCAGAUUCUAGCAAAUUGAGUCAAGCAGAAUUGGUAGUAAUUGAUGAAGCUGCAGCUAUACCACUUCCACUAGUAAAAGCCAUGCUUGGUUCUUAUUUAGUAUUUUUAGCUUCAACAAUCAAUGGAUAUGAAGGAACGGGUAGAUCGUUAUCUUUGAAACUAUUGCAACAGCUUCGAUCACAAGCAACUCCUAUUGGGAACAAUACAAAUGAUAAAGCUGGUCAAAAUGCUAUAACUGGACGAUUUUUAAAAGAAGUGACUCUUGAAGAAUCUAUACGUUAUAAACCAGGUGACGAUAUUGAAAAAUGGCUUACACAACUGUUGUGCCUGGAUGCUACAAAUAUUGCUCCAUUACUGUCUGGUUGCCCUCCACCUGACACAUGUGAAUUAUACUAUAUCAAUAGAGAUACUUUGUUUUGUUAUCAUAAAGCAUCGGAAGCUUUUUUACAACGUAUUGUUUCGUUAUAUGUAGCUUCACAUUAUAAAAACAGUCCUAAUGAUCUUCAAAUGAUGUCAGAUGCUCCAGCACAUCAUUUAUUUUGUCUUCUUGGGCCUGUUGCUUUAGAUAUGAAAACAUUACCUGAAGUAUUGUGUGUGAUUCAAGUAUGCCUUGAAGGAGAAGUAUCUCAAACAUCAGCAACAGAAGCAUUAAAACGUGGUAAAAGAGCUGCUGGUGAUCUUAUACCAUGGACAAUAUCUGGGUGUUUUCAAGACGAACAGUUUCCUUCUUUAUCUGGAGCUCGUAUUGUACGCAUAGCCACUCAUCCGGACUAUCAAAGUAUGGGUUAUGGCUCUAGAGCUUUGUCGUUGUUAAAAAUGUAUUAUGAAUUUUUAAUUCCCAAUGUUGAGGAAGGAAAUUUACCUAAAGAAAAUAUUGAAUCUAUUCAAGAUGAAGAAAUAAAUAUACUUGAAGAAAGAAUAGAACCACGCAAUAACUUGCCUCCAUUAUUACUAAAAUUAAGUGAAAGACCUCCAGAGCGCCUUGAUUACAUUGGAGUUUCAUUUGGUCUAACAGGUCCAUUGUUAAAAUUUUGGAAAAAAUCUGGUUUCAUUCCUCUGUAUAUAAGACAAACUAAUAAUGAAUUAACUGGUGAACAUUCAUGUAUUAUGAUUUCAUCAUUGAAUUCUCCGGAUUCAUCAAAAAAUCCAAAUUGGCUUCCUCAGUUUUGGACAGAUUUUCGCCGACGUUUUAUAUCUUUGCUAGGUUACCAGUUUCGAAAAUUUUCUCCUCAACUAGCUCUUGGGGUUUUGCACAAUACAAAUAUAGAAUUACCAUCAGAAAGAAAUAUGUUGAGUAAAAUGGAGCUGGAUAUUCAUUUGAGUGUAUAUGACGUUCUUCGAUUAGAAAAAUAUUGUAACAAUAUGGCGGAUUACCACCUAAUAAUGGACCUUUUACCAACAUUGUCUAAACUAUAUUUUCAAAACAAGUUUGGAGAUACACAUUUCUCAGCUGUGCAAAAAGCAUUACUAUUAGGGUUAGGCCUACAGUAUAAAAAUGUAGAAGAACUUGCUACUCAAUUUGACUUAGUACCUUCACAGUUAUUGGGAUUAUACAAUCGUAUGAUGCGCCGAAUGUUACAAACAAUAAAUACUAUUAUGGAACAAAAUGUCGAUAAUGAAAUGCCUACAAUACAGCCAAUAGCUGACAAUGAGCUAAGACCAUUGGCAAAGCCUUUGGAUGAAGAAUUAGAGCAAGCUGCUAAGGUUUUGAAAAAGAAGCAACGCAUUGAAUUAGAAAAAUUAAAACAAGAAAAUCUAAAUAGAUACGCAAUAAAGGGUACUGAAGAUGAAUGGGGCAGAGCAUUAGGAAAAACUGGUAAAGCUAAAAGUCUCAUUAGUGUUAAAAGUGGAGAAAAAAGAAUAGCAGAUCAACCAACUAAUGAGUUAGAAGAAGCAAUGGAACCUAAAAGAAAAAAGACCAAGAAGAAAUUCAAAAAAAAAUAAUUGUUUUUAAUUAUUGACACUAAAUAAACAACAAUUGUUCUUAUUUUAUUUUA